Diachasmimorpha longicaudata is the source of this 2105-nucleotide messenger RNA. Its product is annotated as solute carrier family 23 member 2. The record is from RefSeq and is a predicted model, not a curated record. Bases 303 to 2051 code for a protein of 582 amino acids. Lineage: Eukaryota; Metazoa; Arthropoda; Insecta; Hymenoptera; Braconidae. The transcript is spliced from 11 exons. Gene Ontology annotation, molecular function: transmembrane transporter activity. Gene Ontology annotation, biological process: transmembrane transport. Gene Ontology annotation, cellular component: membrane.
UGUAGGUAAAACUCGUGUUGGCAUCGCUCUUCUGUCUGUUGUGCUUUUCUUGGCGAGGGAUUAAGACGUUCGCUCAUCGGCUCCUCAAUUGUCGUUAAUUUCCGUCAAUUGGACCAAAAUAAACAACAAAAAGUAUUAAAUCCCUCGACUCGAAAGGAACACUCGCACUUCAAUGAAAAUUCCUUCUGUCCAUUCCAUUUUUCGCUACAUUAAAUUUAAUUAAAUUUCGUGAAAUAAAUCGACUAAUAAAUUCAUCGAGUGAAAUUUAAACGUGAGUGCAAGUGAAACAAUCAGUGCGAACAAUGGAAUUAACCGAAAUUUCAAUGGGAAAUCACGAGGAGGUGAAUAAGUCCGAGGAAAUUAAAAAAUCUAGAAAUCCAGACUUGACGUACGGAAUUGAUGAUGUCCCCCCGUGGUAUUUGUGCCUUUUUAUGGCAGUUCAGCACUACUUGACAAUGAUAGGCGCCAUCGUCUCGAUUCCUUUUAUCCUGACUCCUGCUUUGUGCAUGGCCGAGAAUGACCCCUCACGAAGCUACAUCAUCUCGACGAUGAUUUUCGUCACAGGGCUCGUGACACUCGCCCAGACCAUCUUCGGAUGCAGACUUCCACUCGUUCAGGGUGGGACUAUAUCGUUCCUCGUGCCGACCCUCGCGAUUCUGAACUUGCCGCAGUGGAAAUGCCCCCCGGAAUCUGAGCUGUCAGCCAUGAGCUCCGAGGACCGCACCGAGCUGUGGCAGAUCCGGAUGCGAGAGUUGUCCGGGGCAAUCGCGGUCUCCGCCUUGUUUCAAGUUUUCAUCGGGUUCUUCGGUAUCGUCGGGGACUUGCUCAAGUUUAUUACACCGUUGACCAUCACCCCGACAGUAGCUCUAGUUGGACUGUCCUUAUUUGAGAACGCAGCGGAGACGGCUUCGCAGCACUGGGGCAUCGCCGCGGGGACCAUUUUGAUGCUCACUCUUUACUCGCAGCUGUUGGUGGAGGUGAGAUGCCCUUUCGUCGUAUACAAGAAGGGCGAGGGUUUGAAAAUCAUCUGGUUUUAUCUCUUCAAACUCUUUCCAGUCUUGCUGACAAUUGUCGUCAUGUGGAUCAUCUGCGGAAUUCUGACCAUCACUGACACUCUACCGUCCGGUCAUCCCGGUCGCACAGACACGAAAAUCAGAAUUAUCAACGAUUCACCCUGGUUCCGUGUGCCGUAUCCGGGGCAGUGGGGUAUGCCCACUGUCUCGUUGUCUGGAGUCCUGGGGAUGCUCGCUGGGGUACUCGCCUGCACCGUUGAGUCCAUCAGUUACUAUCCAACGACUUCGCGAAUGUGUGGAGCUCCACCACCUCCUGUUCACGCAAUCAACCGUGGAAUCGCCUUCGAGGGCUUGGGAACAGUCCUCGCGGGACUCUGGGGCAGUGGAAACGGUACCAACACCUUUGGCGAGAACGUGGGAACCAUCGGCGUGACUAAAGUCGGCAGCCGCCGGGUCAUCCAGUGGGCCUGUAUUCUCAUGAUUCUCCAGGGGCUCAUCAGUAAAUUCGGAGCGGUCUUCAUCAUCAUCCCCGAGCCUAUCGUUGGAGGGAUAUUCUGCGUUAUGUUCGGGAUCAUCUGCGCUUUUGGUCUAUCUGCAUUACAAUACGUGGACUUGAAUUCCUCGAGGAACCUCUACAUCCUCGGCUUUUCAAUAUUCUUCCCCAUGGUACUCUCUAAAUGGAUGAUUAAAAAUCCAAAUGUCAUUCAGACCGGCAAUGAGGUAGCAGAUGGUGUGAUAACUGUGCUACUUAGCACGACAAUUCUUGUUGGAGGUGUAACCGGCUGUGUACUCGAUAAUUUUAUUCCAGGAACAUCUGAGGAACGGGGACUGGAUAAAUGGGCGAACGAGAUGGCUCUGAAUAUCGACGCAGCUGAGGACGAGGGCGGAGAGGCAGAGUACAACACCUUCGAUUUUCCCAUCGGAAUGAAAUUACUGCGAAGGUGGAGGUGGACGUCUUACCUGCCCUUUUCCCCCACCUACAGACCCCGACCCAGCGCCUGUCGGCGCAAAAAGGCAGCUUACAACGUCGAGGGAUGAAUGAAAUGAGUGAAAAACCGGAAUUUCUUGAAUAAAUAAUUUCUUUCUGUACAA